AUGCACUUACGCCACUAUCUGUUUGUACUUGACAAAGAAGGAAGUACUUUCUUUAGCCUAUCUGAAACGGAACAAAGAAAAUUGAAGAGCAGUAUUUACAUAAAUAGUUGCUACAAGUUUCAAGGUCUCAGUGACUGCAAGGAACUCAACAUGAUCAAUCGGUGCACUUUUGUUCUUUGUCUGUGGACAUUUACAUUAGCGUAUUCCGUAACUGCAGCAGCAGAUUCAAAAAGAAAAGAAUCUCAUGAUUGUAAAAUAUUUCCGGAAUUACCAAGAUGCAGGCACACUACACCAUCUGACGAAGUAACAACAACCACCGAAGCUCCAACAACCACUUCUGAAAUAACAACAACCACAGAAGAUUUGACAACCACCACUGAAGCUCCAACAACCACUACAGAAAUAACAACAUCCACAGAAGAUAUAACAACCACUACUGAUGAACCAACAACCACUUCUGAAAUAAAAACAACAACAGAAGAUUUAACAACCACCACUGAAGCUCCAACAACCACUACAGAAAUAACAACAUCCACAGAAGAUUUAACAACCUCUACUGAUGAACCAACAACCACUUCUGAAAUAAAAACAACAACAGAAGAUUUAACAACCACCACUGAAGCUCCAACAACCACUACAGAAAUAACAACAUCCACAGAAGAUUUAACAACCACCACUGAAGCUCCAACAACCACUACAGAAAUAACAACAUCCACAGAAGAUUUAACAACCACUACUGAAGCUCCAACAACCACUACAGAAAUAACAACAUCCACCGAAGAUUUAACAACCACCACUGAAGCUCCAACAACCACUACAGAAAUAACAACAUCCACAGAAGAUUUAACAACCACCACUGAAGCUCCAACAACCAAUACAGAAAUAACAACAUCCACAGAAGAUUUAACAACCACCACUGAAGCUCCAACAACCACUACAGAAAUAACAACAUCCACAGAAGAUUUAACAACCACCACUGAAGCUCCAACAACCACUACAGAAAUAACAACAUCCACAGAAGAUUUAACAACCACCACUGAAGCUCCAACAACCACUUCUGAAAUAACAACAUCCACAGAAGAUUUAACAACCACUACUGAAGCUCCAACAACCACUUCUGAAAUAACAACCUACACAGAAGAUUUAACAACCACCACUGAAGCUCCAACAACCACCACAGAAAUAACAACAUCCACAGAAGAUUUAACAACCACCACUGAAGCUCCAACAACCACUACAGAAAUAACAACAUCCACAGAAGAUUUAACAACCACCACUGAAGCUCCAACAACCACUACAGAAAUAACAACAUCUACAGAAGAUUUAACAACCACCACUGAAGCUCCAACAACCACCACAGAAAUAACAACAUCCACAGAAGAUUUAACAACCACCACUGAAGCUCCAACAACCACUACAGAAAUAACAACAUCCACAGAAGAUUUAACAACCACCACUGAAGCUCCAACAACCACUACAGAAAUAACAACAUCCACAGAAGAUUUAACAACCACUACUGAAGCUCCAACAACCACUACAGAAAUAACAACAUCCACCGAAGAUUUAACAACCACCACUGAAGCUCCAACAACCACUACAGAAAUAACAACAUCCACAGAAGAUUUAACAACCACCACUGAAGCUCCAACAACCACUACAGAAAUAACAACAUCCACAGAAGAUUUAACAACCACCACUGAAGCUCCAACAACCACUACUGAAAUAACAACAUCUACAGAAGAUUUAACAACCACCACUGAGCCUCCAACAACCACUACAGAAAUAACAACAUCCACAGAAGAUUUAACAACCACCACUGAAGCUCCAACAACCACUACAGAAAUAACAACAUCUACAGAAGAUUUAACAACCACCACUGAAGCUCCAACAACAACUACAGAAAUAACAACAUCCACAGAAGAUUUAACAACCACUACUGAUGCACCAACAACCACUUCUGAAAUAACAACAACAACAGAAGAUUUAACAACCACCACUGAAGCUCCAACAACCACUACAGAAAUAACAACAUCCACAGAAGAUUUAACAACCACCACUGAAGCUCCAACAACCACUACAGAAAUAACAACAUCCACAGAAGAUUUAACAACCACCACUGAAGCUCCAACAACCACUACAGAAAUAACAACAUCCACAGAAGAUUUAACAACCACCACUGAAGCUCCAACAACCACUACAGAAAUAACAACAUCUACAGAAGAUUUAACAACCACCACUGAAGCUCCAACAACCACUUCAGAAAUAAGAACAACCACAGAAGAUUUAACAACCACUACUGAAGCUCCAACAACCACUACAGAAAUAACAACAUCCACAGAAGAUUUAACAACCACCACUGAAGCUCCAACAACCACUACAGAUAUAACAACAUCCACAGAAGAUUUAACAACCACCACUGAAGCUCCAACAACCACUUCAGAAAUAAGAACAACCACAGAAGAUUUAACAAGCACCACUGAAGCUCCGACAACCACUGCACAAAUAACAACAACUAUAGUCGCUCCUACCGCCACGGAAGAAUUGACAUCUACAACAACAACCAGCACUCCCACAAACCCCCAAGCUCAUUACCAUCAUCAUCAUCACCACCAUGAAGUUGCUGGUGGCGGUCCAGCUUUACCACUUCCACCACCGAUACCACUACCACCAUUCCCUUUCCUAGGAGCCGUACCAGAUUCGGAAUCUGCUGUGAUUGCUAUACUACCAUUACCUUUACCGCCUCUGCCACCUCCUCCGCCGAUUCCUGCAUUUCCUCGGCCUCCACCAAGAUUACCUCUUCCCUUUGGAAAUAUUUUCGGAAAAUAAUAUAACUUUUAUACA
Messenger RNA from Drosophila eugracilis, 2841 nucleotides. Its product is annotated as mucin-2. The record is from RefSeq and is a predicted model, not a curated record. NCBI's taxonomy places the organism in Eukaryota, Metazoa, Arthropoda, Insecta, Diptera, Drosophilidae. The transcript is spliced from 3 exons. Bases 1 to 2826 code for a protein of 941 amino acids.